AUUUACAUUGGCAUCAACCUUUUUUUUUUUCUUCUUUUUUUUUUCCUCGGGAGGUUUGUUUUUUGCCUACCUCCUAUCCCGGCUCACACACGAUUCCCCGAAUUUCAGCCUUGCACCACAGGCACCUCGUUUCAACUCACUUCUGGCGCUUUGCACCGGAGUCAUGCGGUUUCCUUUGUCCACGCUCGCAGGAGAGUUGAAAGGAGGUUUAUCAGUAGGCAUUCACCUCGUGACGACUUCGGUUCCAAGAUGUGGACAAGGGAGGUUAUCUUUUAGCAACAGCAGCAAAUUCCCCCCUCUCUUUUACUCUCUCUUUACGUUAGGCGCCGGCUCUGGGUUUCCUUUCAUUCAGCAUGGCGUGUGGAUCGGAUAUUACUAUGGUAGAUGGGCUUGGAGAAUCUGGUCUCCUGCCCUUUGGGCAGCAAAUACCCCGCACCAGCGACCCAAGGAUGGAGUUUCUUGGUUCGACGUGUUCUUCAAUGUCUUUGCGAGGCAUUCCGAGGAUAUGAGGCAACGGGGUUCGAAAUUGUCACGAGAGACUGGAACAUUUACGAGCAAAGCGAUUGGUGAGUGGAGCGUGGAGAGAAAGCGUUGUAUUGUCCCUGGGAGCAUGGCAUGGAUUUACCCAAAAGAGAGAACACGUUACCCAAAAGCAAAAGAGAAGCGAGUGGAUUCAAGUCGAUCCGACAACAUUCUUCCCAAAGCGAAACCAAACGAGAAUGAAAAGAAAACCAGAAAGGAAAAAAAAAAAAAAAGACAGUGGACGUCGAGGAUCGUUGUUUUUGUUCGCGCGCGCGCAACACAUUUUAUGGGUCAUAAAAAGGGCGGAUUAAAAGGAGGAUGAGAAGACAGACGAAACGGGACAACGACAAGCCGCCUGGUAACGACGAUACGUUGAUCCCCAACAGGACAGGAUGUGUUGUACGACCAGGCCAGGCAAGACUGUCGUCACGGGAGGGAUGCGGGGAUGACUUGGGAGGCAAGGCUGCAUGGAAACUGUCUGGCACACGCACACAAACUUUACGAAUUCGCAUUCAUCGGGGUUACUGUUUGGCAUCAAAGACGGAAAGGACCUCAUCAUCACAUCCAUGGGUUGGAAUAGGGGAAACGACGUCCAAACGAG
Molecule: messenger RNA, 1123 nt
Organism: Colletotrichum navitas
Lineage: Eukaryota; Fungi; Ascomycota; Sordariomycetes; Glomerellales; Glomerellaceae
Exons: 1
Coding region: 164-844 (226 amino acids)
Source: RefSeq, a predicted model, not a curated record